Erinaceus europaeus (western European hedgehog) is the source of this 3909-nucleotide messenger RNA. RefSeq names its product chromobox 2 (gene CBX2). NCBI's taxonomy places the organism in Eukaryota, Metazoa, Chordata, Mammalia, Eulipotyphla, Erinaceidae. Bases 74 to 1615 code for a protein of 513 amino acids. Gene Ontology annotation, cellular component: PRC1 complex; heterochromatin. The record is from RefSeq and is a predicted model, not a curated record. The transcript is spliced from 5 exons. Gene Ontology annotation, biological process: negative regulation of transcription by RNA polymerase II.
GGGGCGGUGCUUUGUGUGCGGCGGUGGCGGCGGCUGCUACAGGACGCCAAGGAGAGCGGGCGCGGGCGGCAGUAUGGAGGAGCUGAGCAGCGUGGGCGAGCAGGUCUUCGCGGCCGAGUGCAUCCUGAGCAAGCGGCUGCGCAAGGGCAAGCUAGAAUACCUGGUCAAGUGGCGCGGCUGGUCCUCCAAACACAACAGCUGGGAGCCAGAGGAAAACAUCUUGGACCCGAGACUGCUCCUGGCCUUCCAGAAGAAGGAACACGAGAAGGAGGCACAGAACCGGAAGAGGGGCAAGCGGCCAAGGGGCAGGCCAAGAAAGCACACGGAAGCUGAUGCUCCCUCCAAAUCCAAAUCCAGCAGCUCCUCCUCCUCCUCCACAUCUUCCUCCUCUUCCUCAGAUGAAGAAGAUGACAGUGAUUUGGACGCUAAGCGGGGACCCCGGGGCCGGGAGACCCAUCCCUUGCCUCAGAAGAAGGCCCAGAUCUUGGUGGCCAAGCCCGAACUGAAGGACCCCAUCCGGAAGAAGCGGGGCCGCAAGCCCCUGCCCCCAGAGCAGAAGGCAGCCCGGAGGCCUGUGAGCCUGGCCAAGGUGCUAAAGGCUGGGCGCAAGGACCUGGGCACCCCCACCAACAAACUGCCAUCCCCACUCAGUGCCCCAGUGGCCGGCCUGGCUGCCCUGAAGGCUCACGCCAAGGAGGCCUGCGGGGGGCCCAGCUCCAUCGCCACCCCGGAAAACCUGGCCAGCCUGAUGAAGGGCAUGACAGGCAGCCCCAGCCGGGGCGGUAUCAGCUGGCAGAGCUCCAUUGUACACUACAUGAACCGCAUGAGCCAGAGCCAGGCCCAGGCCGCCAGCCGCCUGGCACUCAAGGCCCAGGCUGCUGGCAAGUGUGGCCUGGGGCUCAACCUCAAGGUGAGGACACAGAAGGGGGAGUUGGGGUUGAGUGCCCCUGGGAGCAAGGUCCCAAAGGCCCCCAGCAGUGGGUCUGGGGAUCUGAAGUUGGGAGGCACUGGGGCACCCCCACACAUCCACAGCAGCACCAAGCUCCCCCAACCUGUAGCCUCCCAGGAGCUGAGUCUCCAAGUCCUGAACUUACAGAGUGUCAAGAAUGGCACACCCAACCUAGGCAUGGCCGCCCGCCACACCACUACCACCAAGGGAGCAUCUGUUACCAACCCCCCAGCCGGGAAGGGGCCUGGGGGUGGGCUGGCAGGGGGCAGUGCAGCCAGCGGUCCCAACCACAGCAAGAGUGAGAAACUGGCCUCCAGAGCAGCUGUACCACCUGCCCCCACAGGCAAGCGGGACAGUAUGAAAGGUGCCACGGCCUCUGGUGGGCAGGAGGGCCACCUGGACCCUGGAGAGGUCCACAAGGUGGCCAUGCUAUCCGAGAUGAGCACAGGUGAGGAGAACAGCAGCUCCGACUCGGACCCUGACUCAGCCUCCCUGCCCAGCGGCCAGCAGAACCUGUCGGUGUCGGUGCAGACUAGCCAGGACUGGAAGCCCACUCGCAGCCUCAUUGAGCACGUCUUUGUCACUGAUGUCACUGCCAACCUCAUAACAGUCACUGUGAAGGAGUCACCGACCAGUGUGGGCUUCUUCAACCUGAGACAUUACUGAGAUGCCCCCCCCCCACCCUCCCAAACAUUCUAGGGACCUGGAGGCAUUGUCCUUGCUCCUACCUCUCAGGCCUUCACUCUGCUUCCCCAGUGCACUUAAGGAAAUCUGGAGGUGAGGCCACCAGACUGUCACCACCCAAGCAGGUGUCUCCAGCAUGGUGUUUGGACAGGCCUGGCCAGUAGUGACACUGGUCAGAUGCCCUUAAGACUUCCCAGUAGUCCCCCUGACACAGCCUAAUUAGCUCUUCCCACCCAGGAGAGGGAGAAAAGUGAGUGGGGAGUAUUCCUGUCGGGAUGGGAAGGACACCCUGAAGAGGCAAGUUUGGGUGCUAUUUAUCCCUGCUUUGGGUAAUAACCUGUCCCCUCCAAAUAUUGAGUGUCCGGCUGGCUGGGAAGAGGACUUGCCCCAGAAUCACUUAGCCUCAAGCACCUCUGCACAGUAGUGGGACUUGGGGGGGCCAGGGAGGGGCUCCCACUGCCUUCUUGCUGCCCACAUGGAUGGGAACUGCCUCAUUUUUGGCCACUGACCCACCCAAAAGUGGGGAGUAUGCCCACUGCCUGGUAUUGCUUUCUGGCCCUAUGGGGGUGCUGGCUGCAAGUUCUACCAGGUGGACAGAUAUACCCCAUCCCUGACAAUCCCCCCACCUUUGGGGGUUUCAUGCCUCUGCUCUUUCCCAGAUGAAAAGCAGCACCCCAGUAUGCUAUACCAUUGGAGAAGCUGGACAGUCUGAGCUGCCCAGGUGGGGGACUGGGAGCCGCCUUCUGGGGUUCUUGCCCACAUGGGAGCAGCAGUCAUUUGAGACUUUGAUGCCAAAAAUUGGGGGGAGGGGGCUGAAUCCAGCAGAGAUGGAUUCAGGCCCCACACCUGGAUUGUGGGAGAAAGCCCCCAGCCUCUUAACCUCCACGCCAAAAAGGAAGACAGCUUUUGUGUAGCCAAAUUGAUUUCAGUAGUGUGCCUUUGUGGAGUGGGAGACCUGUCCAGGAGAUGGGGGGGGGGGGGAGUGUCUGCUCUGGGGCAGCGUAUGAGUCUGCAUCUGGACAAACCAGGAAGGUUGGUGGGCCCCACAUCAGCAGGCAGGAAAGAAAAGCAAAGUCCCUAACCCCCUUCUGCCCCAGGAGAUGGGUUCUGGCAUCAGCCUCCUAUCCCCCUAAAUAGGGCCUCUGGAUAUAACAUCUCCUGGGCUGUUCCCUCCCUACUAGGCACAGAGAUGCCUUAGAGACAGACUUCUAGCAUGCCCCACUCCCCACAUGGUGCCUUUUCUACUUACUAGCUACUGCCAUCCCAAAGUUUAAAGCCACCAACCCCAUUGUCCAGGCCAUUUUGCCUUCUUGCCUUGUCACACUUUGUGCUUGGUGCUUGUGGCUCUGAGUGAGCCAGUAUCUUCAGGCAUGCGUGCGAGCACCUUUGCUGAGGGCUCCCAUCAGAUGCCCUAUCAGUCAUGUUCACCAGUAGAAUUAAUAACCCUUUCACUUGCUGCUAUGUGCAUGCUUGUCACAGCCCUUGGCCACCUGAGGUGACAUAGCUGUCCCUUAAUCCUGCAGCUUCAUCUGUAAUCUCCGCCUGUGAGCGGGACACUUUCCACACACCAGCCUACUCUCAGAGGUUUGGGCAUAUUUAUAUCUAUUAUUUGGUACAAGAAAAAAAAGUCCCUUGUUUUGGUUACACUCAGAAUUUCUGAUCUGGACCAGAAAGGACAUAUGAAAUGAAGGACUCUCAUUUGCAUUCAGAUCAGUGCUGACCACUGACUUGAUUUUUUUUGUUUGUUUGUUUUUCUAUUUACCAGAGCACUGCUCAGCUCUGGCUUAUGGUGGUGCGGGGGAUUGAACCUGGGACUUCAGAGCCUCGGGCAUGAAAGUCUUUGCAUUAACUGUUAUGCUAUUUAUCCCCGCCUGAUUUAAUUAAAAAAAUGAUAUAACCACUCCUAAUUGCUUUAAGUUAUGACUGUUGGCUUUUCCUUGAGAGAACAAAACUGGAUAGUAUGUUCUUGGCCUGGGAAACUUAAGAUUGUUGGAGACAGGACAGCAACCCAGCCCUCUAUUCUAGUCAGUAAAGUUUUUUCCCUCAGGAAGGCCAUUGUGAUUGGGGGAAGGAGAGUUGCUGGGUGAGUAGAUAGGUUGUGCAAGUGCAUCUAGAGAUUCUCUGGGUUUUCUAGUAUUUUUGAAAAACUAACAGUGAUAGAUUGCAGCUUUGUUUUUUAGGCUGAUGUUAAUUUAUUUUGCAGGGGUUGACAACAAAUGGUAUCAGAAAAUUGGUUUUCUUUGUUAAUUCAGUACAACAAUAAAUAUUUUCUUUAA